Trichomonas vaginalis G3 is the source of this 258-nucleotide messenger RNA. Its product is annotated as thioesterase/thiol ester dehydrase-isomerase family. NCBI's taxonomy places the organism in Eukaryota, Parabasalia, Trichomonadida, Trichomonadidae. The coding region runs from base 1 to 258 and encodes 85 amino acids. The record is from RefSeq and is a predicted model, not a curated record. The transcript has a single exon.
AUGUCAGAUUUAGUUCACGACAUUGAACUAUGCUCUGCCGAAAUACUCGAUAAAAAUCGCUUCCAAUCGGUCGGAUUUUUACUAAAUGUUAACAAUCCAAUUGAUAUUCCUUUUGGAACUAAGCUCAAAUAUACCUGCAAAGUUAAGGAGAUUAACAAAGACAAAAUUACAUUUAGCGCUGUUAUAUCUGAUGCAUUUAACGAUACUACUUUUGCGACUGGAGAGCAUAUUCGUGCUGUUAUAGGACUUAUGGAAUGA